UCCAAAGAUAGAGUUAGACGAAGGGAAAAAUAAAAAAAAGAGGUGUAAUUCACAAACGAAGAAAAAAAAAAACGACGUCGUGUUACCUCCAACCCAAGAACACUAUUGCGGGGUCAACCCGCGGGUGUGUAUGGCUCAUUUUGCUCAUCGGAUCAGGGUCAAUCCGAACCGACCCGCAAUUGACAACCUUGCUGAUUCUUGGGCGUAGAAUUUUUUUUUUAAACGACAAAUAGUUUAUCAUGGAUUGUGAAACAUAAAUAGAUGGGUUUGGUAACUGAAAUUGUAUGUUGGUAACAAGAUUCUCAAACUUGAUCUAGUUGUUAAAUUGAUAUGGUAAGUGGAGGAAGACUUAAUGAUCGGAUCGAAUUGAAUCAGUUUAAGUCGGUUUUAACUGAAUAUGUAAGGAAACCUCUGAUAUCAAAUAAAGUACGCAUAUCUUUUUUCUUAUAUGUUACAACGGUUGCACAAAUCUACAUUCAUAAAAAUAUAUUACUAAAAAUUAUCAGUGCCCAUCUUCAAAACCCCAGUCAGACCAAUUAAUUCUGACUAGUUAAAUUCGAUUUUUUGACUUUUCAGGAAUCAUCCAGCCAAAAUGCAUUUCAACGGUUCAAAUAAUCGAUUUCAGUGGGAUUACAUUGAACCGACCGGCCGAAUUAAUUAGCGACUUGUUACUACGACUUUGGUUAUCGAGCAGAGGGAGUCGCACCUAUCGUCGAUCGAUACUUGGUUUGAUGGGUGAACCGCAUAAAAACCGAUUGGUGAAAUCAAACCACGGCUUGCCAAAUAGCCGCUGGGGAUUUUAGAAAACCAAACUUAUUACUGUAUUUUUUUCUUCUUCCAUGAAUCGUGAUUGGUCCGUUCUCUAAUUCUCCGAUUGCUUUCUACAUCCUCUCCGACGAUCGCCGUUGGAUGCUUGACCGCCAUCCGCUUCCCUCGGUAGCGAUCGCAAGCCAGCUGUCCGCCUCUCUCUCUCUCUCUUGGACUCUCGCCGCCAGCACCGCCUUACUCCUUUCCCCGUUCCGCCGAGAGAAAGAUCGCCGCUCCAACUCCCGUCCGUCCAUUCUGAUUCCCUCCAGCACAGGCCAGAAGCUGAGUCUGAUCCUCCCAUCUUCUAAGGUAAUUCUUCUUUCAGUUUUCUGUUGGGAAUGGAAUUUGGACGAGGGCGGUUCUGUUCAUUGUAAGCGAUAGCGCCAAAUUUUUGUGUGGUUGAAGUUGAACUGUGGGUUCGUUGCAUGAAAUCGAUUGAUUGAAGAAGAAGAAGAAGAAAAACGCACCCUUGAAAGAUCUUGGGUCGUAUGGUUCAAAUUUCUAUGGGAAUGGUGAGGUAAAAGCUGUAUGUUGAAGACUGGCAGCUUCUGUGAAAAGAAAACUUCAUUUGUUUUGUGCAAAUGUUAUCCUUUCUUCUGACUAGUGAAUGGAGGAGCAGAUGAGUUUUCAGUUACUGUUGUGUAUAGAAGCCAUCUAUUAGAGGGGUCUUAUAUUUGCAUUUGAUGUUUCAAUGGCAAUCAUUUUUGUUAGCUUAAGUCACUGAAGCUGGUUGAACUGCAGGGUACAUCAUAUUUGUGCCCGCAGGAGGGUUUUGCUUCAGCUGAUUACUAGGCUGUUUCAUUUGUGAGAGAUGGACAAUGCCGAUGAUUUCACCUUUUGCAAGGUAGCUUCAUCUGCUGAUGGAGAUGAUGUCAAGGCGAAGUCUCUGGCAUCAGAGAUGGGUGGAAUAACAAUUGAAGGCGACAAGUCGACAAGAAUAAGUGACGAUAAGGGUAGUAGUGUUGUCUGCAAAGAUGGUGCCUCUUCUAAGGAGGAGAAAAAUGCUGGAACAUUGUCUUUCACUGUCACUGAUAAAUCAAUACCACGAGAGUCGAGUGAGUCAUCACCACUGGUAGCAACUAGAAAUGGGGAAACUUCUGCCAAGAAUAUUCAAAGACAGGCUCCUGCUAGGAAGCCUGCAGCCCGAGCCAAGGUCCCUUUUGAGAAGGGGUAUAGCCAAAUGGAUUGGCUUAACCUAACUCGAACGCACCCUGAUCUUGCAGGAUUGAAAGGACAAUCAAACAAGAGAUUAAUUUCCAUAAAUGAAGUUAAACAACACCAGUCAGAAGGUUCAAUGUGGACUGUGCUGAAGGGUCGUGUGUACAAUUUGUCCCCAUACAUGAAGUUUCAUCCGGGAGGUGUUGAUAUGUUGAUGAGGGCGGUUGGCAAGGACUGUAAAGCACUAUUCAAUAAAUACCAUGCUUGGGUGAACGCAGAAUUCUUAAUGGAGAAAUGCCUGGUUGGGAUUUUGGAUGAUAGUAAGUGAAGAUUAUAUGCACCACAUUUGUUUCUGCUUCCUCAUUUACUUCAGCCCAUCAUACAUUGUAUUCAGCAAAUAAGCGUUCUUGUUGUAACUAAGCUUCCAAAUGUGUGCCAGAAGAUGCAGAUUGUUGUACAGACAUGGAUUAGCCUCUCUUUUCUGUAUUUACAAAGGCUAAAGCUAGAGUUAUACACGGCCGGCCAAUGCAUCAUGAAGGCAUUGUUCUUUAUACUGCAAUGAAUCCUUUCGAGACCAACGAUGGCAAAAAUCGCACACCUGCUUCGUCAUCUGAUAGUCGUGAUCCUUGGUUAACAAGAAUUCGUUAGCUUGGUGACCCUUGGUCGCAUUGGCCCCCGCGACCAUGCAAUGUUCGGGGGCCAUGCACAGGGGCGGACCUAGGGCAAGGGAGGGGUGUCGUCCGACACCCCUCCGCUCGAAAAUUUUGUGAAGGACCUCCAUUUUUUCGGUACAAAAUUUUUUAAUUUGGAACUUCCGACACCGCUCUAAUAAUUAUAAGCGACACAC
Molecule: messenger RNA, 2812 nt
Organism: Linum trigynum
Lineage: Eukaryota; Viridiplantae; Streptophyta; Magnoliopsida; Malpighiales; Linaceae
Source: the annotation of a GenBank genome assembly